GUACCGGGUUUUAACUGUGCAUAGCUCGUCAUUAAUGCCGAUAGCUCCGUCCUCGCCGACGCCCUUUUUCGCCUUCCCCGAGUCGUUGGAAUUUGCUUGCCCUAUCAGCCCCCCCUUGAAGGACCCUUCCCCUCCUUCUCCUCUUCCACAUUCUUUCUCAAAUCAAUGAAUCGCUUCCCCGCCUUUCCUGCCCUCAGAAGAUUGUCUCACAUUGCCUCAACCCUUUCUUCAUCUAGGCUGCACAAAAUGGCUUCUCCUGACAGCACAAUCGUCCUUAUCACCGGCGCCAACCAGGGGCUCGGCUUCGAGGUCGCCAAAAAGCUGGCUACCGAACACCCGGGCUACCACGUGCUCAUGGGCUACCGCGAUGCCGCCAAGGGUGAAGAAGCUAUUGCCAAGCUCAAAAGCCAAGGAUUGAGCGUCGACGGAGUGAUCAUCGACAUGACCGAUGACACCUCCAUUCAGUCGGCUGCUAAACAGGUGGCAGACCAGUUCGGUCGGUUGGACGUCCUCAUCAACAACGCCGGUGUGAUCACCGAGGGCCGCUUGCCCGAAGGCACCUCCCUCCGCCAAACCUGGCAAGCGGGCUUUGACAUCAAUACCACGGGCCAAGUCGUCACUACGGAAGCCUUUAUCCCUCUGCUGGAGAAGGCCGCUGUGCCGCGGAUUGUCUUUGUAUCCUCAGCCUUGGGGUCGUGCACCGGCCGGUUGGACCCCAAGGAUCAAUUUUCUGCCUUUCAAUUCCCUGCCUACCGCAGCUCCAAGGCGGCGCUCAAUAUGAUCGCCUGCCAUUACGCCAAUCUUUAUGGGCCCAAGGGAUGGAAAGUCAACGCGAGCGACCCGGGAUUCUGCGCCACCAACUUCAACCGUUUUCGCGGCUGGGGCACCCCGGAGAGUGGUGCACUGCAGACGGUUCACCUCGCGACUUUGGAUAAGGAUGGACCAAAUGGUACCUUUAGCAACACCGAUGGGCCACUGGGAUGGUAGUGUCGCUGUAUAUUGCUGGGACUAUCAUAGUUGGGCAUCCUAACGGAUUGGAUACGAUAGCUGCAGCUGAAAGGACCUAGAUUAUACUCCGUGUAACUAAAACCGUAGCCAACGACGGGUAGCCUGCUCUUAUAAUAAUCAUUGAU
Messenger RNA from Aspergillus neoniger CBS 115656, 1133 nucleotides. RefSeq names its product carbonyl reductase. NCBI's taxonomy places the organism in Eukaryota, Fungi, Ascomycota, Eurotiomycetes, Eurotiales, Aspergillaceae. The transcript has a single exon. Gene Ontology annotation, cellular component: membrane. The record is from RefSeq and is a predicted model, not a curated record. The coding region runs from base 247 to 987 and encodes 246 amino acids.